AUUUCCGGAUAUCACAAGAGCUUGAUUUUCAGGUUUCUACUCGUGGAAUUUUGAGAGUUGAUUCAAGGAGGGGAUAUUGAGUUUGUCUGCGUCUCAUAUCCAUCAUACCCACGUUAAUGUAGAUGUAUAUGUUCAACUAUGCUAUUAAGUAUGACUGAAAGCUCAGAAAACAAGUCAGCAAAUGGGGAAGUGUGCCACCGUGCUAUAAACGGCAUAAAGCCGCGGAAGAACGGUUUAGUGAAGAACAGUUACCUCCACCAACAGGAGCAGCCCAAGUACUGCUACCCCGAGGAGAAGGUCCGACAUAUUGCCUGCAAUGGAGGAUUGUAUAACCGGCCGUUCAAUGAAACGUUUGAGGAGACUCCCAUGCUGGUUGCUGUCCUCACGUACAUGGGUUACGGCAUUCUCACAAUAUUUGGAUACCUUCGAGACUUCCUGAGGGAAUGGAAAAUUGAAAAGUGCCACAUUGCCAGAGAAAGGGAAGAACAAAAGGAUUUUGUACCGCUUUAUCAGGAUUUUGAAAACUUUUACACUAGAAACUUGUAUAUGCGAAUUCGGGACAGCUGGAACCGACCCAUAUGCAGUGUUCCGGGGGCCAAAAUGGAUCUGGUGGAGCGAGUGUCCCAUGACUACAACUGGACCUUUGAAUACACAGGCAAGGUGCUGAAAGAUGUCAUCAACCUGGGCUCGUACAAUUACCUGGGCUUUGCUGAGAACACUGGGGUGUGCGCUGAAGCUGCUGCAGAGCUGACCAAAAAGUACGGAGUGGGCGUGAGCAGCACGAGGCAAGAGAUGGGUAACUUGGACAAGCAUGAAGAACUGGAGAAGCUCAUAGCAAAAUUCCUGGGAGUGGAGUCUGCCAUGGCCUUUGGCAUGGGUUUUGCAACCAACUCAAUGAAUAUUCCGGCACUUGUUGGCAAGGGCUGUCUGAUCCUGAGUGACGAGCUGAACCACGCCUCCCUGGUGCUGGGAGCCAGACUGUCCAGAUCCACAAUCCGCGUCUUCAAACACAACAACAUCCAGAGUUUGGAGAAGCUCUUGAGAGACGCCAUUGUUCAUGGGCAGCCCCGGACUCACAGACCCUGGAAGAAGAUCCUCAUCCUGGUGGAGGGAAUCUACAGCAUGGAGGGCUCCAUCGUGCAACUUCCUGAGAUUGUGGCCCUGAAAAAGAAGUACAAGGCCUACCUGUACCUGGACGAGGCCCACAGCAUCGGAGCGCUGGGUCCCAACGGGAGAGGGGUGGUCGACUACUUUGGGCUGGACCCCCGGGACGUGGACGUCAUGAUGGGGACCUUCACCAAGAGCUUUGGGUCAGCUGGGGGAUACAUUGGAGGAAAAAAGGAGCUGAUAGACUACCUACGUACACAUUCUCACAGUGCUGUCUACGCCACGUCCAUGUCACCCCCCGUGGUGGAACAAAUCAUCGCUUCUAUGAAGUGCAUUAUGGGAGAGGACGGGACCACCAUUGGUCGUGAGCGGGUUCGGCAGCUGGCGGAGAACACGACGUACUUCCGCAGAAGACUCCAGGAAAUGGGCUUCAUCACCUACGGGAACAGCGACUCCCCCGUCGUUCCCAUGAUGCUCUACAUGCCAGCGAAAAUCGGUGCGUUUGGGCGGGAGAUGCUGAAGAGGAACAUUGGGGUGGUGGUGGUUGGGUUCCCAGCAACGCCCAUCAUUGAGUCCAGAGCUCGCUUCUGUAUUUCUGCAGCGCAUACCAAAGAAAUGCUGGACAUGGCAUUAAGCGUCAUCAGCGAGGUGGGCGACCUGUUGCAUGUGAAGUACUCCCGACGCAGGAUACUUCCCUCGCUGGAUCGAUCCUUUGAUGAAGAGACCACAUACGAAGAGAGCGAAGAUUGAAUGUCCUCCACAGCAACCAAACGUGCACUGCUCGUCUGAAGCACUCGGUGAAAAUUCACAGAACCACUUAAUAUAUGGCCUGAGCCCCUUUUACCCUCCUUAUUUUCACACGUGGAGCUCAUGAGGACCAAGCAGUGUCCAGAGAGAGAGCGCUUUCUGUUUCUUUUCCUUUUGUCUGAAGCACUGUUGGGUUUGUUACUUAAAUUUGUGGCUUUUUUGUUUAUUUUUGGAACUCUGCAGACGACGGAUUGUCGGUGUGUUUGUGUACCCAGAUUGAUUGUGUGCAGUAUCAACUCUGAACCUCUUAGAUUGCCACAUUUUAAAAAGGGAGCCAAUAAGAAAUUGAGAACCAAAAUAUUUUAAAAUAGGAACUGAUUUCCGUCCAAAAACCACUAAAGUGUAUAAGUUUCUGUUUCCGUAUCAAUGCAAGUGUACUUUCUUUCAUGUAUCACAUAUCUGAUUGUUAACAGUUUUAGCUUUCAGUUUUGUCUUUUUGUAUUACUUGAAUUUCUGCCAGGACCAAUCUCUAACUUGAAUCUAGGCAUUAUCUUUCUUGCUUUACCAAAGUAUUUUAUUUUUUAUGUUUUAGAUGGGAACACAAAUCGGCAGCUUUGGGAAAUGUCAAUGCAAAUGACUCCUCUGUGAGCAACAGCAUGCACAGCCAUGCAGAGCUGUCAAAAUGGCUUUCCAAAUGAUUCCACUUAGAGCUUUUUGAAAAUGGCUAAGACCUGUUAACUAAUUUUUUUAUUCUGUUUUCAAAAAUAAACUAUCAGUUGUAUAUUUCAGUACGGGACAGAUAUAUUUAAAGUGCAAUCUUGUUGAUUAAGUGCUACUGUUUAGAGAGGGUUUUCUUCAUCUUACAUUUUAUACUGCUGUGAUUAUUUUUGUUUGUUUUUUAAAGCUUAUCUGUGCUCAUCUGUAUUGUUUGUCAUUACCAAAGACAAUUAAGGUGUUCUUAAAUGCUUUCUAGUCUUUGAAGGAAUGUGCGUUGGUUUCAUGGUCAUGGAGCGGUCUAAAAGUGACUUGCACUUGCUCUUAGUUGCCUUUGAUGCAUCCUUUUUUAUGUACAGAUUUAUUUAAAGUUUCACAUAUUUUUUUCACAAGGGAAAAAAUGGCAGCUCCAAACACUGUCAAAAUGCAUGCAUGUUUACAGACUGCAUGCUCCCAGUGCAAGUACUACUGAUGGGUAUUUUUAUCAUUUCUAAUCUUUAAAAAUGCAUGUAUGACGUAGUCAACUGAAGCUGCUAGUUUACAGAAAAAAAGGUGCUGAAUUAAGCAUAUUUCACUGUUUUGUGACUUGUCUUAAAACCAGGAGUCAUUCCAGAUUUAGUUUUAAACGACCAGCUUAAUCUUAUGAAUUGGUCUCCCCCCAUUGCUCAUACAUUUUAAUGCAUCAAAAUAUUUCAAACGUGUUUGGUCAGUUUUUGUCUGCUUUGCUUGACAGUAGAACUUGAAACAAUGUGAAGUCAGAAGAUGACCAUCUGACAGAAAGCAAUGAAAGAGUGAAACUUAAUACAGUAAUGACUAGAAUGUAAACUCUUACGUUAUAACCAGUCUGAAUUGCAACCUAAAGUCAACUGGAAUUGUUUAAGUGUAAAAAGAUGUCUAUUUAUAUUAUGAAUGAUACAAGUCAUUCUGUUACUUUCUUUAAAGUUGAAAGUUCACUACUGGAGUAAUAUAUUUUCUUUUUUUUGUAUUAUUGUUUUUGCAUUUUGAAAAUAUGGCAUGGUAAUGACAAACGCAUAACUUCUGUCAAAACUGAAUGUUCAAACUGUCAGGGAAAGUGCAGUAAAUUAGAGUCUUGGAUAUUGGACUGCUUUUAAAAUACAUGUAUGUGUUCUAAUGUAACUUGCUACCAAUAAUGCAUAGAAAUCACAUAUUUUUGAUCAAUGCUGUUUGCUGCAUAUUGGUGAAUCACUUCAAUGUCUCAUGUUUCACUUCUUUUAAAUAUUAAAAUAUGACUGAACAUAA
This is a messenger RNA of Anguilla rostrata (American eel), 3828 nucleotides long. RefSeq names its product serine palmitoyltransferase 2-like. Gene Ontology annotation, molecular function: pyridoxal phosphate binding; serine C-palmitoyltransferase activity. Lineage: Eukaryota; Metazoa; Chordata; Actinopteri; Anguilliformes; Anguillidae. Gene Ontology annotation, biological process: sphingosine biosynthetic process; ceramide biosynthetic process. Bases 139 to 1857 code for a protein of 572 amino acids. The record is from RefSeq and is a predicted model, not a curated record. Gene Ontology annotation, cellular component: serine palmitoyltransferase complex. The transcript has 12 exons.